Messenger RNA from Dromiciops gliroides (monito del monte), 438 nucleotides. RefSeq names its product ubiquitin-like. Gene Ontology annotation, cellular component: nucleus; cytoplasm; ribosome. Gene Ontology annotation, biological process: translation; protein ubiquitination; modification-dependent protein catabolic process. Lineage: Eukaryota; Metazoa; Chordata; Mammalia; Microbiotheria; Microbiotheriidae. Gene Ontology annotation, molecular function: protein tag activity; ubiquitin protein ligase binding; structural constituent of ribosome. The record is from RefSeq and is a predicted model, not a curated record. The transcript has a single exon. Bases 1 to 438 code for a protein of 145 amino acids.
AUGCAGAUUUUUGUGAAGACCCUGACAGGGAAGACCAUCACCCUUGAGGUCAAACUGUCCAAUACUAUUGUAAAUGUCAAGGCGAAGAUACAAGAUAAGGAAGGUAUUCCCCCUGGUCAACAAAGGUUAAUUUUUGCUGUCAAGCAACUGGAAGAUGGACGAACUUUAUCUGACGACAACAUUCUGAAGGAGUCUAUGCUUCAUCUUGUUCUGAGACUUAAGGGUAGUGCCAAGAAGAGAAAGAAGAAGUCUUACACCACUCCCAAAAAUAACAAGCAUAAGAGAAAGAAGACUAAACUUGCUGUUCUGAAGUACUAUAAGGCUGAUGAGAAUGGCGAGAUCAGCCGCCUUCAACGAGAGUGCCUUUCUUAUGAAUGUGGUGCUGGAGUCUUUAGGCAAGCCAUUUUGACAGACAUUAUUGUGGCAAGUGUUGUCUAA